UACACGCUCCUACAUAUACUUUCAGUCUACAUACAUGUUUUCCUCGUCUACGUCUCUCUUGCUCGUUAAGCUAUUUUGUUCUUCCUCUCUUUCUUUUUCUUCAUUUGUUCUGUGAUUUUUUUUUAACAGUGGUUUGAAUUUGAUCAUGGGGUUUGUGAGCACUUUCUUGGGACUUGUUGGCUUUGGAAUUGGGAUCCCUCUUGGACUUUUCAUUGGAUUUUAUCUAUUUAUUUACUCCGCUUCUAAAGAUGAUCACCAUCUCAAGGAUCCUGUUGUUACGCCUCUAUCCGAGCUCGAUACAGAUGCUUUGGAUGAAGUAAUUACCGAGCUACCUAUCUGGGUAAAAAAUUCUGAUUAUGACCGAGUGGACUGGUUGAAUAAGUUUUUGUUUGAUAUGUGGCCUUACCUUGACAAGGCUAUCUGUGGAAUGAUUAAAGUUAUAGCUGAACCUAUAUUCGCUGAGUACAUUGGGAAGUUUCAAUGCGAAGCUAUUGAUUUCGAAAUUCUGAGCCUGGGGACACUCCCUCCUAUAAUUCAUGGAAUAAAAAUUUAUGAGACAACUGAAAGGGAACUAGUCAUGGAGCCAGCAAUAAAAUGGGCUGGGAAUCAGAACAUAACUGUUGCGAUUAAACUUUUAUCGCAGCGUAUCACAGUUCAGUUGGUGGAUAUGCAAGUUUUUGUUGCACCGCGUGUAACAUUGAAAAGCCUUGUGCCAACCUUUCCUUGUUUUGCUAGCAUAGUGGUAUCUUUAAUGGAGAAACCGCACAUAGAUUUUGGCAUGAAUGUAUUGGGCUGCGACAUUAUGUCUAUACCUGGCUUAUAUCGGCCAGUUCAGGACAUUAUCAAAAAGCAGGUUGCUAGUUUAUAUCACUGGCCGCGAACUUAUGAGAUACCCAUCCUCGAUGCUUCAUCAGUGGCGAUCAAGAAACCUGUUGGAAUACUGCACGUGAAAGUUGUACGAGCAAUCAAACUUCUGAAAAUGGACAUUUUGGGAACAUCAGAUCCUUAUGUUAAGCUCAGCCUGAGUGGAGAGAGGUUGCCAUCAAAGAAAACUACUAUCAAGAAACGGAAUUUGAACCCAGAAUGGAAUGAGAAUUUUAAGCUGCUUGUGAAGGAUCCACAAUCCCAAAUUCUCAAUAUAAAUGUCUUCGAUUGGGACAAGGUAGGGGCACAUGAUAAGCUGGGGUCACAAGUAGUCCCUCUAAAACUGUUAAAACCCCAAGAAUCCACGGAGUUUAUACUUGAUUUGCUUAAGAACACAAAUGUAAGUGAUCCGCAAAAGAAGAAGCCCAGAGGUAAAAUUGUGGUAGAGCUGAAAUAUGCUCCUUUCCGUGAAGAUAAUAACAUUGUUAGUGGAUCUCUUGACGGAUCUUUAAGGAUCGAAAGCCAAAACGAAGCUUCAUGUAAUAGUAUGACUUCUAGCGGAGCAGGGGUGCUUAUGGUCACUGUUCAAGGAGCUGAAGAUGUGGAAGGGGAGCGUCACAACAACCCCUAUGCCUUAGUAAUUUUUAAAGGAGAAACGAAGAAAUCAAAGGUGAUUAAAAGAACUCGUGACCCACUCUGGAAUGAAGAGUUCCAAUUUGUGCUCGAAGAGCCGCCUGUAAAUGACAAGAUCCAUAUUAAAGUUAUGAGCAAGCGAAGAGGCAUAGGUUUCCGACGUAAGGAGUCACUGGGACACGUAGACAUUGACCUUGCAGAUGUAGUGCAUAAUGGACGUAUUAACCGCAAAUACCACCUCAUAGAUUCUAAGAAUGGAAUGGUACAUGUUGAAUUAAGAUGGAAGACAAUUUAAGAACAUGAAUGAGCACCUAAUGUAUUUAUUUUUUGUUUGUUAUUUAUCAUGCGUCCAAAGCUUAUUUCGUACAA
This is a messenger RNA of Daucus carota subsp. sativus, 1866 nucleotides long. Its product is annotated as synaptotagmin-3. Gene Ontology annotation, molecular function: lipid binding. The record is from RefSeq and is a predicted model, not a curated record. NCBI's taxonomy places the organism in Eukaryota, Viridiplantae, Streptophyta, Magnoliopsida, Apiales, Apiaceae. Gene Ontology annotation, cellular component: endoplasmic reticulum. The transcript is spliced from 12 exons. The coding region runs from base 146 to 1792 and encodes 548 amino acids.